Messenger RNA from Aspergillus wentii DTO 134E9, 834 nucleotides. RefSeq names its product GNAT family N-acetyltransferase. The coding region runs from base 7 to 603 and encodes 198 amino acids. Gene Ontology annotation, molecular function: aralkylamine N-acetyltransferase activity. Lineage: Eukaryota; Fungi; Ascomycota; Eurotiomycetes; Eurotiales; Aspergillaceae. The transcript is spliced from 3 exons. Gene Ontology annotation, cellular component: cytoplasm. The record is from RefSeq and is a predicted model, not a curated record.
UUUACAAUGGCAUUCACCAAUAUCCAGCUCCCCACCCUAUCUGGGGAAAAUGUAUUCACCCGUCCUCUAUCCCCAGCGGACGUCAAAUCCUGUGUGAAUGUCGAGAGUGCAUUCGUAGAGCGCGAAAGAUGCUCAGAGGAAAAGUUUGUAUAUCGCCUCAAACAAACCCCUAACCUCUGUCUCGGCCUCUUCACCAGCACCAACAACGAGGCACAACUCAUCGGCCAUAUCAUUGCAAACAGAUCUUCCGCGCCAACCAUCACGGAUGGAUCUAUGCAGAUGCCGGAUAACUGGCAGUCUCUGUCUGAAGAUAGUACCGUUGUUGUAGACAAUCAGGUUAUCGGUAAUGACCCUCGAGGUGCCAAUGUUGCCGUUCAUUCCGUUGCUAUUUCACCCGAGUAUCAGGGGAAGGGGGUUGGGAAGGUUCUUGUCAAGGCUUAUGUGGAGUAUAUCCGCAGUACAGAAGUGGGGGCAGGGCAGAUCAUCUUGCUCUGUCACGAUUAUUUGAUUCCGUUUUAUGAGAGUGCGGGGUUUGAGAACCGGGGGAGGAGUUUGUCUCAGUUUGGGGGUGGAGGUUGGUUUGAUAUGGUCUUGGAUCUAUAGUCAUACGGGGUCUGAUACUUUGACGAUAUUAGUACUGAUAAUCCCUUUUCAUAAUACAACAGAAAGAGUUAUGUACAUAGACACCAUCUCAUCAUCAACCAAUGACUCAGAAACGUCCAUUAUCUCAUAGUAAAGAGGACUAUCAACUAACUAUGGCUAAAUGUAUCCUUGAAAGCUCCCUAUGUAUUGAGGACAAGACAUUCUAUCGAUGAAACAUUUAUCUAGGCAGUU